UUUGACCCAGACUCAAAGAUUUCAGGUCUUUGCAGUAAAUACCUUCAGCAUCACGCUGCAAACAUGCAUUCUCUGCAGAGCUACAGGAUAUCUGGUGACAAGAGCAUCAAAGAAUUCACAAGCAGCUUGCAUUUGUUUGACCAAACUAGCUGGAUCUUUUGUAAUGGCUGUGCUGACUUCAAAGGAAAUGAAACUCCAUGUGAUGAAAUGACUUGGAUUGAGACAAAAAUGACGUGCCUGCAGGAAUCUGUGUCUUUGAUCUGUAAACAAAUCUUACCAAAGGGGACGUUCCAGGUAAUUUUUCUUCUCACAUCACCAGUUGAGAAACCACUCUUGCACACUUUCAAGAAGUUUUUCACAGACAUGGAAGGCCAUGAAGACAUCAUCUGCAUCUGUGAAUCACAGAAAAACUUCCAAAAGUGGCAAAGCUUUGCAGAGGGGUCAUGUGGAACAGAAACUGAAAUGAACAAUUGCAGUGUUGUUGGGAUGAAAAUGAGUCACGUUAAUGCAACUCUGCAGCAAAUACAACCUGUAAAAGCACAUGCCAGCAAACACCUGUCAAUCUUUGUGAAAGGGACAUGUCUACUAGAAACACAGGCAGAGGAACAGAUGUAUUCUCUGGAGAUUCUUACAGUCUAUCAUUGCGAUGAAACAAGUGAAGAAUUCAUCAGAGAGAAAAAAGCAAACAUUGAAGAGCAGUUCUAUCGUGGUGGGAGAGUGACCUGGUUGAAUUUCUGGCUUGCUGAACAGAAGCAUUUGGGAGAGGUAAUUGAAAGAGAUGCUUAUCAUGAGGUUUCCAGUCUUCUCAAUGGUGCUUUGAAAUGCAAUGCAGAUCAAACUCCAGUAAAGAGUAUAAACAUCUACCAUCACCCAGGAAGUGGAGGAAGCACUGUUGCAAGACAAGUGCUGUGGAACAACAGGAAAGAUCUAAGGUGUGCAGUUGUCAAGCCUUCAUACUCAGCUUCUCUUGUUGCGCAACAUGUAAUUAAACUAAGAGAAUAUGAAGAAAAAGAUCCACAGAAAUGUCUUCCUGUGCUGCUCCUCAUUGAAGACUCAGACAAAGAAUAUCUAGAUGAUCUCAGGAAUAAACUGGAGGUUGCCAUUAACACUAGAAUAAUUCAGUUUGUAACUCCGUGUUUUAUUUUGUUGAGCUGCAGAAGAUCCCUUGAUCCAGAGAAGAAAUGCAAGGAGUCUCCACUACAGAAUGUGUCUGUCACUCAUGAGCUGUCUGUUCAAGAGAAAAGAAAAUUUGCUGGAAAAGGAGAGGCACUUGAAGAACAAUAUAAGCCUGAAUUCAUCCUUACCCUUGUGUUGAUGAGUGAAGGAUUCAAUGAGAGAUAUGUUCAACAGUUUGUGGAACAUUUGCUCCAAGACAUUGACCAUCACUCUGAUGUCACUCGCCUCAUUCUCUAUGUAGCACUGUUGAACACUUAUGUUCAAGACUCUUUCAUCCCUCUGUCCCAUUGUGAAGCUUUGCUUGCCCUAACUGUUCACUCUGAAAGGUUUCGCCAGCAUGAGUUUGAGAAAUCUCUCAGUGAACAGGCUAAAUUACUGUUCUUGCACCUGAGAGAUGACAAGACACACAUUAAAUCAAUCAGAAUCAUCCACCCACUUGUUGCAGAAGAAAUUCUCAAACAGCUUUUGGGGAACAAACAGACCCAAAGCAGUUUGGCAAAGAGUGUCUCUCCCCUGAUUGAGCAUGUGUGUGAAAAGGAGAAAAUCCCAGACAAAGCAAUUGAGUUAUUAGAGGAAGCAUACCAGUGUUUCCUUAAAGAUCCAUUCUUUGCACAACAACUGGAUCGUCUUCAGGCAAAAGACCGGGCAGAGACAGCAGCUAAACAGCUGUCCAACAACCCAUACAUGCUCAAUACAAAAGGGCAGGUUUACAAAAAAUGGUGCCAAGCUAAACGCCAAGCUAUUGAGGAAGUGAAACAUGUCUGGGAACCAUUUCAUGACCGUGUGAAAAAACUUCACAAGUCAAUGAAAGAUACCUUGGAACGGAUUUCAGAAGACCUCAGCUACUCCCAGACAGACAUCGGUGCAGAUGAAGAAAAUACCCUGAAAAUCCUGAAGAGAAGAUAAGCCAGCUGCUGACAUGGUUGGCAAAAAAAUCUGCAGAGUAUGGGAAGUACUUCAGUGAAGCUUAUUCUACUGCACUGCAGCAUGGGCAAUCAAUCCCAGACAAUCUGACUCCUUUCCAAAAACGCAUGAUCAUCUAUCAUCUUGGUGGAGGUAACAUUACAGAGGUGAAACCAAAAAAUCUUAUAGCACAUGGUAUGGAUGACAAUGUACUAAACAUUGACAGCAGUUCUUUCAUGGUGGGAGUGAUCUGGUUGAAUUUCUGGCUUGCUAAGCAGAAGUAUGUAGAAGAGGUAAUUGGAAGAGAUGGUUAUCAUGAGGUUUCCAGUUUUCUCAAUACAAUGCAGCUCAAACUCAAACUCAAACUCAAACUAUAAACAUCUACCAUCAUCCAGGAAGUGGAGGAAGCAAGUGCUGUGGAACAAAAGGAAGGAUCUAAGGUGUGCAGUUGUAAAGCCAUGCAAAAUCAUGGAUGCAAACAAACUAUCUCCAACUGAACAGUGACAAAUUAGACAUAAUCAUCAUUGACCCCACAUCGCACCAAAGCCACCCACAACUUCUGCCUCACCUUCGAUAACUGCACUCUGUCUCCCUCACCACAUACCUGCAACCUAGGAAUCGUCUUCAACAGCCAGUUAAGGUUUGACCACCACAUCAAUCACAUCACCAGGGCUGCCUUCUUCCAUCUCAAGAACAUCGCCCAUCUCCGCCCCUCACUCACCUUCUCUGCCGCAGAAAACCUCAUCCAUGCAUUUAUCACAUCCAGACUGGAAUAUUGCAAUAGCAUCCUCUAUGGCUCAUCAUUCAAACUCCUCAAUAGACUUCAAUACAUCCAGAACUCCGCUGCCUGCCUGCUCACCCACACCCACAUCACCCCCAUCCUCCAAAACCUACACUGGCUCCCCAUCACACAUCGCAUACAGUUCAAAAUGACCUCACAUCACUCCUGGACUGUCUCGGCAUCACACAACAUGUCAACCUCCCAACCCAUAACAAAGGUCACAUACUGGACUUAAUCUGCUGCACUGACAUCACUCCCACAAACCUUGCUGUUACCGAUCUUUGAUUUCACAAGUUGAAGCCUUCCCCACAUCAAAACAGGACUGUGCUGCUGUAGCCAAAGCCUUGAUGACAGACACUGUUCCCAGAUGGGGAAUCCCGACCACAAUCAGCAGUGACAAUGGUAUACCAUUUGUCAGUGAGGCCAUCAGACAGCUUGGUCAUUUUCUAGGUAUCGACCUGAGACAACAUUGUUCCUACCACCCCGCCAGUGGAGGUGCUGUGGAACGAGAAAAUGGUACCUUGAAAACUAAGCUGGCAAAAUGUUGUGAAGAUACAGGUCUCUCAUGGACAAAAGCGCUGCCCAUUGUUUUGAUGUACAUGAGAAUGAGAAAGCAGGCGAGUACUAACUUCAGUCCCUUUGAGAUUCUUUUUGCUGCCCAAUCUGGAAAUGGGAGGUGCUCCUAACGACACACACCGCGUUGAAGGUUGUUGAAAGGGCUACUUGGAUCCACGCCAGCCACUGUUGUAAGGUCCCACCUCCGCCUGAGGGUUCCCCUGAGCAGACGGCGAAGUAAAGCACUCUGCUCCACCCAUCACCAGGUCGAUGCGGUAAUUCUCACCCCUGUUCUGGUGCCUCAACUGUGAGGGAGGAGUGCUGAUUGAGCUCUCUGCUCGCACUCCAAGCUCCAGCAGUUGCACAUCUUUAGGGCUCCAGACUGUAAGGUGUGAACACCAACUCGCCUGUGUGCACCAUGGAAGGGCGACAACGUCCUUGGCAUCCAUUCAGACACCCAGGCUUGUGUGGCCUGUGUGGCACAACAUGCAUUCUUGCUUCAUUGGCAGUCAUCAUCGUAAUCGAGUCAACAUACCAAGCAAACAGUUCCUGGUAGUUUUGAUGACAGAGUUUAUAGAUGCAAUUGGCAUUCCUAGAAGUGUGCCUAAUGAACAUAAAGCACGUGAUCAAAUUGCUGGGGGACGGACUUCUGUCAUCCCUUUAAUUGGCACUAUAAUUGAAACUAGCAAGAACACUGACUGGAUCAAUUACAUCUACUACAACCAACAGUGUUUCAUCAACUUCACCUAUGCGGCAGUUGAAGGCCUAGCUGAACAGUUAUCUGCCACCUCCCUCAUGGCAUGGCAGAACAGAAUGGCUCUUGACAUGCUCCUGGCUGAAAAGAGAGGUGUCUGUGUCAUGUUUGGUGAUUCCUGGUGCACUUUCAUUCCCAACAACACUGCUCCAGACUACAUAGUCACCCGUGCCCUGGAGGGACUGGGAUCUCUCCGUAAUGAACUGUCUGAAAACUCUGGUAUUGACACAAGUUUGUUUGGAUGGUUUGACUCUGUUUUUGGCACAUGGAAAACUUUGAUUAGGCUAUAUCUCUUUUCACAGGUGUGAUUGUUGCUCUGACCAUGCUGAGUAUUUGUGGUUGUUAUUGUCAUUCCUUGCAUUAGGGGACUGGUAAUUAGAGCAAUUGACAGAUCAGUUUGUAAACAAAUGACGAACCUUGCAGAUCUUGAAUCUUAUGCUUUGUUAAAAUUUGACAACUUCGACACACCCGACCUCCUCCCUACUCCUGAAUGGCUUCCACAACCACCUCACUAUGAUCUCGACUCUGACACUGAUAACAUUGAUGAUGGUUCUGUGUAAAUACAUGUCUCUAUCCUCCCAGCUUGCUCCUCAAAUAGGAAUGUCUGUGUUCCGCAAAAACAGCAUUUUGCUUUUCACAUUUCACGUUCAUGAUGACCUAGUUUGAAUCCUUCAGGAAUUUAGGUUUGAUGUUGGUGUUAUGUUGUACAUACUUGAGUGAUCAAUAAAUGAUCAAAAGGGAGGAGUGUAAUGGAAAAUUACUAUAUAACUGUAUAACCCAUCACUUGUAUUAACUUUGCUCAAACAAAUGCCUUCUGUAAGUUGCUCACUGAUCGAACUCUGCCAUGACUGUUUCCCAUGUAAAGCAUUAAAAGAUUGAAAGACA
Messenger RNA from Epinephelus lanceolatus (giant grouper), 5054 nucleotides. The record is from RefSeq and is a predicted model, not a curated record. Lineage: Eukaryota; Metazoa; Chordata; Actinopteri; Perciformes; Serranidae.